GGCUCUGGCCUUUGAAAUCAGGCUGGUGGCCGUUGCCAUGCUUCUUUCUAGAAGCCACGGAACAUAUGAUGUCGCUACAUUCGUUGCGCGCGCGCUGUGAACAAGUUUCAUAACCUGUCAUACUCGUUAACUUUAACGAUUAAUAUCUCGCUUUACAAAGCGGAGCGACGAUUUUAACUUUCAUAUUUGGUUUCUACGUGUAAAAAUACACACAAUAUGAGUUAAGCCAAAUCGGAGGUUCUGUAGCAUGAUAUGCGAAGAUUACGUUCCUGAACCGUUAGCGACUCGUGAGUUACGCGCAGAACGACAAGAUAAAGGAAAUAACGCGGGUGGAAUUUCCAGAAAAUUGAUAGAAAAGCGUAUCACUUGUUAACAGACCGUAAGACUCAUACUGAGUCCGUGAAAGAUAGAAUAUUGUUCACGAUUUGACCAAAUGCAUCAUUAAAAUAAAUAUUAACAAUGGAAAAAUACUUGUCAAGAGAAGGCCAAAAAACGUUCCUCUGGGUCGGCUGCACAUGUAUUGGCGUCUAUAUAGCUUACAGAUAUUGGAGCAAGUGCAAACUCAAGGCAAUAAACAAAAGUUUCAAGGAGAUGUCUAAGAUUGUGGAUAAACCUCAAAAGAGAGUAGUCUUAUUGGGACUAAAAGGUGCUGGGAAAACUUUGUUAAUGAAUCAAAUAACUGUUUUAAAUGACAAUGACUUCAGUUAUACUAUACCACCACAGCCUACUGAAGGUUCUCUUAUUACCAGGUUAAAAAAUGAUCUAUGUUGCUAUAAUAUAUGGGAAGUUGGUGGCAUUGAUACAUUGGAUGAUGUAAGAACAUACUGGACAAUGUUUUUACAUAAUGUUAAUCUCGUAGUAUUUGUAGUAGAUGCUAAUGAUACAGAUAAGUUACCUGUUGUAGUCUCAUCAUUUAAAUUAUUGAUGGAUGAACCACAACUAAGCAAAAUACCAAUUCUAAUAGUUGCUAACAAACAGGAUUGUCCCAAUGUUUUAAAGCCAGAACAAAUUGAACAAGCUUUAGAUUUGUUGAGUUUAUCACACAAACACAAAAUAGAACUGAUUGCAUGCCAAACUAAACCAUUACCUUAUUUAUCAGAAGGAGAGACUAGAUAUAAAUGGUAUCAUAGUUCUGUAGUUUUGGUUAUGAAAAAAAUGUUUUCUAUGGCUGUACCUUGAAUCGGUCACAUUUCAUAAAGUAGGAUUGCCAUAUUCAAUAAAAGAUUAGGAGAUACAAAACUUCUACAGAAUAAAAACAAUUAUAACAAAUUAAGUAACUGAUUGUUACUAUGAUAUAUGGCCAUUUUUAUUUUAAUAAAUUUUUACUUUUAUAUAUUAAA
Odontomachus brunneus is the source of this 1340-nucleotide messenger RNA. RefSeq names its product ADP-ribosylation factor 2-like. The transcript is spliced from 5 exons. The record is from RefSeq and is a predicted model, not a curated record. Gene Ontology annotation, molecular function: GTPase activity; GTP binding. The coding region runs from base 460 to 1179 and encodes 239 amino acids. NCBI's taxonomy places the organism in Eukaryota, Metazoa, Arthropoda, Insecta, Hymenoptera, Formicidae.